Molecule: messenger RNA, 2388 nt
Organism: Siniperca chuatsi (mandarin fish)
Lineage: Eukaryota; Metazoa; Chordata; Actinopteri; Centrarchiformes; Sinipercidae
Product: bcl-2-related ovarian killer protein homolog B-like
Exons: 6
Coding region: 755-1396 (213 amino acids)
Biological process (GO): extrinsic apoptotic signaling pathway in absence of ligand; intrinsic apoptotic signaling pathway in response to DNA damage; regulation of apoptotic process
Cellular component (GO): mitochondrial outer membrane
Molecular function (GO): protein homodimerization activity; protein heterodimerization activity
Source: RefSeq, a predicted model, not a curated record
CCCAUUUUAAUUACUCACAUGAGAGAUCGCAUCAGUGUGAAAUGUUUGAAACCUGACUCGAGUCCUGUAAAUUUAAAGCUUCUGUCUUUUACGCACAGGAGUGGAAACAAACGAAGAAAACGAUUAUAUCAAAUCAAUCCGCCCAGAUUUGUGAAUGAAUUAUACAGAUGCAGUUGAUUUGUAUCCCUCUAUCCGCCGUAGUGAGGUUUGUCUCGUUUAGUGGCUGAGAGGCAGGCGUCAAACUCCCCCUCCGGGCCUUUCCUGAUUAUAAAACCAACGCGUCCAUUGAGCUCCAAUGGGAACUUGGAACAACAGGUAGGCGUCCUCUGGCUGCGUCACUCGGCUCAGACUGUGGCGCUUUUCGGCGAAGCAAGUGACCGGACCACGAGCUCUCUUGGAAAUCAGACCUGAAAUAAAACUUCGCCCAGUGGUUCCUCAUUAGUCUGAAACUGUUUCUUUUGAGAGUAGACGAGCUGUUUCCUCGCGCCGUCUGGGCUCUUUUGGUGGGAAACUACUACAGACACACACAAAAACACACACACUGAAAGGUUUUCUGAUUGGUUAAUUGGAGGGGACAUCUCAAUGUGGACGCAACGUUGACGAUUCUGGAUGUCUGUUUAUACCCACCGUCCUUGUAAAUCUGCCACAUCGUCCUCGCUGUUAAACUUCCUCUGGGAUAAAGAGAGGACACGCUGAGACACAGCUGAUCCGAAGAGGUCAGACGCUCUCUGAACCAGAUCCCCUGCAGGAGGACAUGGAGGUCCUGCGGCGGUCUUCUGUGUUUGCCGCAGAGGUCCUAGAUGUGUUUGACUGGUCGUUGACUGAGAAGGAGCUGGUGUCCCAGUCUAAAGCCUUGUGCAGAGACUACAUACUGUCCAGACUCAACCAGAAUGGACUGGGAUGGUCCAAAACCGAACUCAACCUCUCUCCCUCAAAUGCGGCGCUCGCUGAGGUGUCUUUGGUGCUUCUCUGUCUUGGCGAUGAGCUGGAGUGUAUACAGCCCAGUGUUUACAGGAAUGUGGCGCGGCAGCUCAACAUUUCUGUUGCCAUGGAGAACAUAGUUUCAGAUGCCUUCAUCGCCGUGGCGACAGAGAUCUUCUCAGCAGGUAUAACAUGGGGUAAGGUGGUGUCCCUGUAUGCAGUAGCCGGAGCCCUGGCAGUAGAUUGUGUCAGACAAGGCCAUCCAACCACCGUUCACAUCUUAGUGGACAGUCUGGGCCAGUUUGUCCGCAAGUUUGUGGUUCCCUGGCUGAAGAGACGGGGAGGAUGGGCGGAGAUCACGAAAUGUGUGGUGAAGAAGGACCUCACCCCUGAACACCACUGGCUGUCCUCUGUCAUUGAGUCCCUGAAGUACUUCCUCACCACAAUGUACGUCUACAUCAUGAAGGAACCAUGAAGAGCUGAGACAGAGCGCACAGGAGUCAUCACCACUGUUUGAUGUGAGAUUGAAAUCUCAGACUUGUCAAUAAACGAUGGAGUGGAGGUGGUCGCUGUGCUUGAUGGGGACUGAGCCUGCCAGCAGAUAUCAGUCUGUCGCUGAAUGGCCAUCAACAAAUGUUUCAUCAGCAUCAUGUAUGUGUUAUCUCGGUGUCAGAUAAGUCUGUAAGUGAUUACCCUUCGUCCAAAGAGUAGUCACGGUGAUAUUUAAAUGGCAGUGGAACAAGUUUGUGUCGCUCCACCUCACACUGCUUACACCAGUGCAGUAAACCAGCUUCUCCAGUGUUGUAACAGUAAUGUAUGAUGGUGUUCAGGCUGAAUGUGAGCAAUAGGAGGCUGUUUGCACUCCUGCGAUAAACUGUUGGAUGCUUUCAUGCAAUGUUUGCCACACACAAAAAUAACUGAAGGAGUAAUGAGGGUGAAAUUAAUGAAAAUUAAUGCUCAGCUGGCUGGGUCCUGUGAGUUUUGAGAGUCCUGAGUCUGAAAAGAAGCAAAGGUGUUUUACUCACGAGUGAGUUUACACCUGAGAGUGAAAUCGGGCGUGAUCAACUGCUCACACUUCAUGGGUUUGAUUUACACUAUUGUACUUUACCGAAGCACAAAUGGUCUCCUUCCAAAUAUGAUCAAAAUGUUGUGACCUAUUAAACUUUCUGCUGCAGUUUUAGACACAAUUUUGCCCAUUUUUGGCCAAAGAACUUAAAGAUGGAGGAACAGUAUGUACAGUACUCCAUCCACAUAUUUUGGUGGUAUUGAUUUUUAAUCUGUAAAUAGUUUAUUUAUGCUUAUUUUUUUAAUUUUUGAUUAUGAUUUUAACAAUUGAAGCCACAGUAUAAAGACAGGAUGAGUGUGCCUGACGGUUGUCACUUUCAGUGUUAAUUUAUAAAUGUGUCUGAACGUUUUUAAAAAAAAAAAAAAAAAAAAAACCCCACAAUAAACUUAACAAAAUCUUCA